This is a messenger RNA of Oncorhynchus gorbuscha (pink salmon), 3975 nucleotides long. It is a transcript of the gene atg10, whose product is annotated as ATG10 autophagy related 10 homolog (S. cerevisiae). Bases 1762 to 2583 code for a protein of 273 amino acids. Gene Ontology annotation, biological process: protein lipidation; protein modification by small protein conjugation; macroautophagy. Gene Ontology annotation, molecular function: Atg12 transferase activity. Gene Ontology annotation, cellular component: intracellular anatomical structure. Lineage: Eukaryota; Metazoa; Chordata; Actinopteri; Salmoniformes; Salmonidae. The record is from RefSeq and is a predicted model, not a curated record. The transcript has 7 exons.
CUGUGACCAAGGCAUUUCGGGUCAUUCGGAAACACCGUCCGUUGUAAAUUGGACGCCUGUAUUAGCAGCCGCUCGACUGGAGACGCGUUUUGUCUCGUUAGAAUCACGAGUCUCCAUAUAGUAUCAAUUCAACCAUCAGGCUCCGGUUUAGUGUGUGUGUGUGGUGUCUCUCCAGGAAGGUGGUACGUGUGCUAGCCGUCUCCUCCAUAGACUCAGACCAGCCUGCCAGGUUACAUGCUACAUGUUACAUGCUACAUGCGGCAACACGUCUGACGCCACCAGGCUGUGGUAACACACCUGGAACACAUGGUUUUAACACAUUGUCUCUGAAUUGUGACGGCUAACGAUCGUCAAGGACAACAACCACCCGAGCCACUGCCUGUUCACCCCGCUAUCGUCCAGAAGGUGAGGUCAGGGGGGGAGAUGUUUCCACGGUUACAGACCUCAGGCCUAGCACAUAGGGGUCCCUGUAGAAGACAAAACACACACAUAUGGCUAACGGGAAUCAGAACGAUCCCAUAACCAUCUCCACUCAAGAAGACGGGAACGCACACAUUCUUCUAAAGCAGGGGUGCCAAACGUAUUCCACGCAGGGCCGAAUCUCUGCGGGUCUUUUUGUGUUUGCUUUCAGUUACGACCUAGAAAGCCAGAGGUGAGGGGAGUUCCUUACUAAUUAGAGACCUUAAUUCAUCACGGACAAGGGUGGAGCGAAAACCCGCAGACACUUUGCACCUCUGUGGAAUGAGUUUGACACGUGCUCUAAAGGAAACCUUUACUCGUUGCAGGACUGUCUCUUUGACAACGGGAACACGAAGUCUCGGGCUCUUGCCUCCGUUGAUGGGGGAGGGCAUUUAAUGUGGUACACCGUCUCCUCAUCGGCCCCCUCUACCUCCUCACAGCUACAGGGAGAAGGGGGUGUGAUAGGUUAAAGGUCAAGUUAGUUUCAUGAACACGAAGCUCUGUGUCGCUCAUACUUUCAGCAAAAUGUGGCUGGUGGCACCUUAACCGGGGAGGACGGGCUCAGUAAUGGAAUAAAUGGAAUGGUAACAAGUUUACAGGUGACUUACAGAUAAUGUCCCCCAAAGAGGUCGCAGUGUGAGGUCAGCCAAUAGGGUGAAGGCAUGGAGGGCAGAGGUCAUGACCAUCUGAACUUGGGACACAAAGCAGCUCCUCCUCAUGGACAAACACACCGAUCUGGGAACAUACAACAUGUUAAGGAACCUAAAAGCAAAAAAGGACAAGGAAUCCCCUUUAGAAAAUUGCCAUAUAUUGUCUCCAUGCAUUAGUGUGUGUUUCUCACCCUGUCAUUGAUGCCCCUGGCUUCCCCAGUCUGGUUUCCCCAGUCAGUACAGUCAGAGCUGCUACAUUGUUAAAACCCAGAUACACCUGCAGGGGACGAUAGGAGACAGACAGACAGUAGUGAUAUGCGGGUUGACUCUGGGUUUCCGGUCAUGAAAUAUUGUUUGGAUGAAGGGCGGGCCGGUCGAGUAAAGACAGAACAAAUAAUAAUACAAUCCGUAGUUCUUCUGUAAUUCAUAUCUUUAAGGCUACAUUGAGUUAUUUCAUUCUUUUUUUAUCUGGCAUUUGGCGCAUAAGUCUAAGCUUUAGGGCCCGACUUUGCUGCGUGCCAAAUCGGCCUACACACCAAUCGCCAAAUGCUUUCGGGAACUUGGCCGGAGAACGUUAACAUCGAUUCACCGAGGCAAAAAGGACACGGUCAGAGUUGAAUUCGCCUUAAAGACCAGUCUGAGAGAGCGGAACAUGUCUACAGACCUCCGAAGGGAAGCGGUCACACAAACGACUGGAGAGAGAGAAAGAGAGGAGAUGAGUAGCUGUUUUCUGGAUGAGGAGACGUUCUGUCAGUGUUGUCAGCUUCUCCUCCAACACUCCCACUCCCUCUGUGACGGCUGGAGCUGGGAACAAGUGAAGGGUUCUGAGGAGGGCUACCUGAGGAAGACUGCCCUGGGGACCGGCAGAACCAGAUGUAACCUGGACCAGCAAGGAACCAGUUCAGACAGGCACCAGGAGAGGACCUUCUCCCCUUCUUUCCAUAAUGAUGAUGAUGAAGAUGAUGGCGCAGUGUGUUGUAUACAGGAGGAGAACAGUAGUAGCAGUGUCGUUCAGUAUGAAUACCAUAUCCUCUACUCCUGCAGCUACCAAACUCCUGUCCUCUACUUCAGAGCUUCAACCCUGGAGGGUAGGAGUCUCUGUCUCGAGGAGGUAUGGGACAGUGUUCAUCCUAACUACAGACAGAGACUACAGCACAGACCCUGGGACACCAUCACACAACAGGAACACCCGUUGCUCGGCCAGUCGUUCUUUGUGCUCCACCCCUGCAUGACAGAAGAGUUCAUGAUGCCUGUUCUAAAAGCUGCCCUGGAAGAACACCGACAGGUGAACUACAUUGUGACCUGGCUCAGUGUGGUGGGUCCUGUUGUGGGACUGGAUGUUCCUCUGAGCUACUGUACACAGGUACCUGAACCACCGCACACCCCCUCCAGCUCUCCACAGCCCCCCUCCAGCUCUCCACAGCCCCCCUCCAGCUCUAGGGACAAAGCCAGGCUGAAUGGUUCUCCCAUCUAGCAUGGACAACACAUAAUUCUAAAGCGAAUUUCCAUUGGAGCCAGAUUUGACAUCAACUUGAGAUGUGUUGAUGAGGUCUGUCCAGUGGGCAUGAGAUGGAGGACAUGGCAGCUGCUUUUCACAGCAAGUCUCUAGAGAGAACCGUUACAUGAAGCACUGCUGGCACCUAGUGGUGGGAAACAUUACUGCAACUCUACAGGCCUGUCAGAACUGCUAGGUUGAAUCAGAUCAGGUGAUGGAUCUGAGAAGAGGGAGCGGGGAUGACGUAUAUAGAUCUGGGACAGGGUCUUACUAUGGGCUUCAGUGCUGAUACCUGUGAAAGGGUGAAACAUGACACUUCUCCUUUUGUCACAGCAGACCUGGUCUUAGGAGGCUAGACAACCACGGCGCAACGAAAGAGAUGUCUAUUGAUUUCUAUGGGAGCUACUCUGUCCUUGACAAAGUUGUUUUGGAACAAGACAAAGGAACGUCUAUUUUGUCCCUGGAUAGGGGACUGAAGAUGACGUCAGAUGUAACUUAUGUUCCCUAUGACCUCAAACAUUAACUCUUUAAGUACACGCUCUCAUUGUCACCUAACAUGUCCAACAAUCAUGUCGGAACUUUUUGAUUUCUUUGCAAAAAAGUUGAUGACAAACACACCGUUUUUGGCCUGCAUUGUGAAGAUUUUUUAAAACAGAAACAUAUUUUUUUCAGUUCCAGAUUCGGUAAGAUUCCUGUUUGUCUCUGACAGACUGGUCGUAUCUGAAGGGGCUUCUUCUAACCGUGUGAGUGGCAUUGUGAUCCAUGAUAGUUUGUACUUUGGCCAGACCCUUGUCUGUUGGCAGAAGACUCAGGAAUUCAUUUAUUGGUCAACUGGGAGAAAAGUUUGUUCGUGUGUAUUCUUGCAGUAGAAUGGAUGCCCUUUUCACCAUAAUUUGUCUAACAUCCUGUCUCCGUUGACCGAGAGCGUGGGGAGAGUUUCAUACCUCCUCCUCAUACGAUUUAACACGGUCGAUUUGCUUUUGAAUUGGAAAACGGUUGCAUGUUGACUGUAUCACAGGUUGUAAUACCAAUGUUGGCUUUUAAUAAUGGCAACUCUUCCGCCUUAGUUCUGAUACAACACAUGUAUAUGACUGUAUCGCAUCUAUAUUGAACCUACGUGCCAAUGAACACACACGGUCUGGUCAUUAUACCUAAUGUAAAGACGGUCAGGGGAGAAACAAUUCUACUGUAUGAUUUAAGAAGGGGAGGGGGGGGGGGCAGUUCAAUACAUCAGCCACUCUUAUGGUAAUGGCUAUGGGGACCAUAUGUACAAUCUGUUCGCACGAGCAACCCUAACAGAAAUGCUGAUAUAAAUGUCCCACGGGAGAGCUCUGACAAUGUCAGAUUAAAGUGUGUAUGUGUAAUCAGUUA